This is a messenger RNA of Prunus armeniaca (apricot), 771 nucleotides long. NCBI's taxonomy places the organism in Eukaryota, Viridiplantae, Streptophyta, Magnoliopsida, Rosales, Rosaceae. The record is from the annotation of a GenBank genome assembly.
AUGAACGGGAAUGGACAAAUGGAUGUGCAAUACAUAGACACCGACUUUCCUUACACGCCUACUGAAAGCUUCAUGGACUUCUUUGGAGGUGUUACCCAUGUACCGAUGAACUACGGCCACGCCAUGCCGAUGCAUGAUCAGGCACGUUCUUCAUGCUUUUGGCAAUGGGAUAGUGAAACUGCAUACUGGUCAAUGAAUAUGCAUUCAUACAAAUUUGGACCCUCUGGUCCGGGGAGUAAUUCUUAUUACGGUAAUUAUUAUGAGGUAAAUGAUCAUUUGCCCAGGAUGGAUGUCAGCAGGAGGACUUGGGAACAUCCUUCAGUGAUGAAUUCAGAAGAGCCUGCAAACAUUGAUUCACAUCCAGAAGAAGAAGAUGCAGUCGCAGAAGCUGUACCUGAAGAAUGCCUUCAGAAUCAGCAAAAUACAAAUACUUCUCAGGUCGUAUGGCAAGAGGAUAUUGAUCCUGAUAACAUGACCUAUGAGGAAUUACUUGACUUGGGUGAGGCAGUUGGCACUCAAAGCCGAGGUCUUUCUGACGAACUUAUUAGUUUGCUUCCAACAUCAAAAUACAAGUGUGGAAGCUUCUUCUCAAGAAAGAAAUCUGGAGAGAGGUGUGUGAUUUGCCAGAUGAGGUAUAAAAGAGGAGAUCGACAAAUCAACUUGCCAUGCAAACAUGUUUACCAUAGUGAGUGCAUCAGCAAAUGGCUCGGUAUCAACAAGGUAUGCCCAGUUUGCAACCUCGAGGUUUCCAGUGAGGAAUCAAGGCAUUAA